Cyprinus carpio (common carp) is the source of this 4043-nucleotide messenger RNA. Its product is annotated as oxidation resistance protein 1-like. The transcript is spliced from 10 exons. Gene Ontology annotation, biological process: response to oxidative stress. The record is from RefSeq and is a predicted model, not a curated record. Gene Ontology annotation, cellular component: nucleus. Bases 16 to 2028 code for a protein of 670 amino acids. NCBI's taxonomy places the organism in Eukaryota, Metazoa, Chordata, Actinopteri, Cypriniformes, Cyprinidae.
GCACAUACUUUUUCUAUGGACCAUAAGUUUACAAACCCCGCUCUGUGUUGUCUGAAGACUCAGUUCUGCAUGUCUCCUGUGCUGUUUCCUCUCAGACUGAAGAAGAAGUCCCAGUCGGUGGAUAUCGGCUCUCAAAGUUUUCCAGCACAGCUCAUCCCGAGUCUGUCCUUAAACAGAUCUUCACCACCUGUUGCCAAGACGACCACAUCUGAGGUGCAAGAAAACAACACCACCAAUUCCCAGCGCCUUGGUCCGCGGUGCGGUGAUCUGAAACGAGGAUACACAAUAGAUACCGGCCAGAAGAAGACGCCGGAGAAGAAGGAUGGAAGGCGGAUGUCGUUCCAGAGACCGAAGGGCACCAUCGAGUAUUCCGUGGAGUCGCGGGACACUCUGAACAGCAUCGCGCUGAAGUUUGACACAACUCCCAACGAACUUGUUCAGCUCAACAAACUCUUCUCCAGAAAUGUGGUUCCCGGUCAGGUUCUGUAUGUUCCUGAUCCAGAGUAUGUGUCCAGUGCGGGCAGCUCUCCCUCCUUCAGUCCCAGCAGCCCUCUCUCUCCCACCUCCUCAGAAGCUGACCUGGAGAAAGUGACCACGGACUCCAAUGGUCCACCUCGCUCCGAUGCUCCUGCCCCUCCUGUCAUCUCUGCACUGCGGCCCUCCCGUGUGGUUUCCUCCACCUCAGAGGAAGAAGAGGCGCUGACAGAGAAGUUCCUCAAAAUCAACUGCAAGUACAUCACAGACGGCAAGGGUGUUGUUAGCGGGGUGUUGCUGGUGACGCCAAACAACAUCAUGUUUGACCCUCACCGGACAGACCCUCUGGUUCUGGAGAGAGGCUGUGAGGAGUACGGCAUCAUGUGUCCACUGGAUGAGGUUCAGUCUGCAGCCGUUUACAGAGAGAUCACAGACAGCAAGAUCCGUGACUCCAUACCACCGGAUUUUGAAGCGGUGUUCUCUGGAAGCUCUCAUCAAACGGAUCAGCGUCUGCGGGAGGGUUAUGACAGCACCAGCACUGCCCCCCGCAGCACAGAGGGCUCCAUCUCAGAGGACGUCUUCACCGAGUCAGAGCUCUCGCCCAUUCGGGAGGAGCGCCAGUCCACAGAGGAGCUACAGCAAGAGGACAGGUCAUCAGGAGCCUCGUCCCAAUCUGUGCAGACCCUCCUCCAGGAACCUCAGACGGAUGAGGGCAGCCAUACAGAGGAGGAGGAGAAAAAGCCAGAGGAGGGAGAACAAGCCAGUGAAACUGCCCAGCCCAAACAACCUAGCCAGAAUCAGCCAAGCACACCCACCAGCAGGGACCACCAGCAACCACCCCACUGCCAGACCGAAGGAGUCGCCCCCUCCUCAGGUUCUCAGAGCUCAGCCCCUGGAGCAGGGGAGGCCACCGGACAGGAAAGCAGCCCCAAUGGGGCUAAACUGACCCAAGAUUCAGAGACAAACGUAGAGGAGCUGAGGAAGAUGUGGAAGAGUCACACUAUGCAACAAGCCAAGGAGCAGCGUGAGAGCGUCCAGCAGGCCCAGAGAGAGAACGACCAACAGUCUAAGAGCAGCCAGAGACUGAGCUCCACUGAGGGCCUCAUGGUGUCCAAGGAGAGGCAGAAGUCUCACAAGUUUCUGUGUCUGCGGGUUGGCAAGGCCAUGAAGAAGACAUUUGUGUCCAACGCCAGCGCCUCCAUGCAGCAGUAUGCACAGCGUGACCGCAAGCAUGAGUACUGGUUUGCCGUUCCCCAGGAGAGGUCAGACCACCUGUACGUUUUCUUCAUCCAGUGGAGCCCGGAUGUUUUUGGGGAUGGGGUAGGAAGCAUCAGCCGUGAUCCUGGCUUCAUCGUGGUGAAGAAAAUCGAGGAGUCUGAGGCAUACGAGGAGCAGCAAACUGUAGAAAAUUCAGCUAAGGAGUGGGAGGUUUCUGGAAGUGUCUUUAUUGUGUUCCCCGCACUUCACACACCUUCAUGCACCAGUCAUAUGUUGUUGUCAGAGCUCCUGUAUUCAAUCUUGCUAAAUGUUUCUCAGACUGGGUUGUUUUGGUGAAACCAAGAUGCAUUGUGCAAUGCGAGCUUGCAGCUGGUGUUUUGCAUGAGUGUGCAAUUGUUUUAUUAUUUUAUUUACUUAUUUUUUUUAAGAAAGAGGCACAUGUAUGCAGUUUAUGCAUGCAUGGAUCCCUCAGUCGUGUCUAAAAAGGCAUGGUUUAGCCCGACUAUGUCAUGCCUGAAUGAGAUACAGGCAAAUCAUGCCAACAGGUGCAAGUGUUGUUACCUGAUGUAUUAUGCGUGGUGUGUCUUUUAUAAAGCUCCGUUUGAAUGUUUUACUGAUUGGAUAAUACCGUCUGAUAUUUCCCCGCAUGUUAUUGUGUUCUGGUUGCUGCAUUGAAACCAAUCUGUGGCACUGAGAAACCGAUACUACGACUGCGGCGGCAUUUAAAUUUGACUUUAAAUUAAUGAUGUAGAGAACAAAAUAGACUGAUUUGUUAUUUGGGAACUGGAGGAUCUUUGCAAAGCCACAUGAUCUUUUGAUAUGAAUAAGUAAAAUUAACUUUCUCUGAUCAUGGGGUGGCGUGAGUCAUGAACUCAAUUGGAUAUUGUGAACCCCAGGAUACUCAGGGGAUCAAUUGUAACACUAAACAAACUUGAGAGAUGACACUUGUUUAGCACAUGCUCAGUCAAGCUACCUCUUAAAAGCAAUUAGGUGUAGUUUUUUAGUAAUUUUACUUUGUAAAAUGGAUUUUUAAGCAUAAAAGUUGCAUUUUGAAUGUCCCAUAUUAUUCUCGGUCUCUGAAAUUGUGAUGCCUGUGAAUAUAAACAUUGUUUGACUGUUAAACGUUAACAGGUUGGGGGCAUUAACAUAUGUAAUGAACAUUGUUUCGUUAAAAUAUCUACUUGAAGGCUUCUUUAACAGAGAUGCACAGAGAGGCAGACCAAUCUGGGAUAACAUGGAUUAUCAGGUGCUGUUGCCAUUAAAGCAAAAAAGAGAGGCAUACUUUUAAGCUUUUCACUUUAUUCACUUUUCACUAUAUGAUUGUUGAAUGAAAAUAAGUCGUUUCACUAGUGUUCUCACAAUUGUAUUUGCUUUAAACAGUAUUCCUGACAUCAAAAAGAAUUAAUGUCAUUGAAAAAGUGAAAAUAUUCAAAAACGCAAUUAAAUUAUUACUUUGAGGUGUGCUCUUAUUUGAUUUACAUGGAUUAGUUAAAUUUUUUAAUUAAUUUAAUUAUAAUACUCUGACUUUUAUUCUCGGUGUAAAUAAUUUAUCUGCAUUAUUAUUGUUGGUGCAUAUGUAUGUUUGUUAUAUUUCUUUAAAAAAAUGUGAUGUAGAUGUUUAGUAGUUUGUGAGUUACUGAAGAAAAUGUGAAAAGUGUUACAGGUUCUCCCAUUUAAGUCCUUUUAAACUACUAAAGCAUGUACUAAAUGAAUUUACUUACUGUUAGUAAGUAAUAAUGUGAUGAUCAGACAUCUGGUACUACAGUAUAUUCCCUCAAGUUACUUUGUUGUUUCUCAAUAUAUAGUGAACAGCCUACUUAAAGAACCAUGUGGGCAUCAUGCCUAAAAUGCUGUCAAGGCAGGCAGCUCACUAGGUUGUUUAGUGUCCAUGGUUAGUGACAUUUGGAACAGCCAGAGUGUUUCAGUUUAGUUGUUCUACUUCCAAAAACAGUUUAUUAGUUUAAUGAUAAGGGGACUGAAUGCAGGCAUGUUUAGUCCAGAUAAAGAAUAGGUGUGUAUUUUACUUCUCCUUUUCGACAGCCUUGUUUUUUAUAGUGUCAGCUUUGAUCCCUCCGCGUUAUAACACCAAUCAUUUGACUCAUUCGCAACCAUUAUUGAUCAUAAUAUUUAGUGGUGGAGUCUAGGUGCGAAUGUUCCUUUAAAAGCGCUGAAAGCCUUCCGUACAAAGAGGCGUGACGCAUUUUGACAGAGCCAAUCAGAGACCGAGUUCUUCCAUUUGGUCGGAUGUCAUUGGCUCACAUAAGUGUCCGUCAUUGUCUUGCCGUCGGGUUCACGUCUGAAUAUGGCAUGUUGUCGGUCGGUGGGCUGAAGUAAGGCUGAAUGUCACAGAC